Messenger RNA from Gossypium raimondii (Peruvian cotton), 1295 nucleotides. RefSeq names its product DNA repair protein XRCC3 homolog. The transcript has a single exon. Lineage: Eukaryota; Viridiplantae; Streptophyta; Magnoliopsida; Malvales; Malvaceae. Gene Ontology annotation, molecular function: ATP binding; four-way junction DNA binding; ATP-dependent DNA damage sensor activity. Gene Ontology annotation, cellular component: Rad51C-XRCC3 complex; replication fork. Gene Ontology annotation, biological process: telomere maintenance via recombination; double-strand break repair via synthesis-dependent strand annealing; t-circle formation. The record is from RefSeq and is a predicted model, not a curated record. The coding region runs from base 85 to 972 and encodes 295 amino acids.
CCUCCAUCGAGUUUUAUUUGAAAAAAAAGGCGCCAUUUUCUGCAGUCUUUUGACAAAGAGAAAUGAUAAAAAUUUUGAGCAAACAUGACGCCGCAAAGCCUCCUUCAAUUAACCUCCCAAAAAUGUACGACAGGUUGCCCAAUCCUUGAUCGCUUGCUCUACGGCGGCAUCCCUUGCGACUCGAUAACCGAGAUCGUCGCCGAGAGUGGUUCCGGCAAGACCCAAAUCUGCCUCCAACUGUCACUCCAUGCCCAACUCCCUGUUUCCCAUGGCGGUCUAGCCGCCUCCUCUCUUUAUCUGCACACUGAAUUCCCCUUCCCCUUUCGCCGCCUUCACCAGUUAUGCCUUUCAUUUCGCUCCUCAAAUGCCCAUCACUUCCCCGUCAACGACAACCCUUGUGAUCGUAUAUUUGUGCAGAGUGUACAUACUGCUGAUCAUCUGCUCGAAAUUAUGUCUAAAACAGAUCCUUUCAUCGAAAAUUCGAAAAACCAAGUGCCGGUUCGUCUCAUUGUGAUUGAUUCAAUCGCUGCUUUGUUUAGGUCUGAUUUCGACAACACCCCAGUUGAGCUUAAGAGGAGAUCAUCCUUGUUCUUUAAGAUCUCUUCCAAGUUAAAGGCGCUUGCAAAGAGGUUUAAUUUAGCAGUUUUGGUGACGAAUCAGGUGGUUGAUUUGGUAGGACCUAAUGAAGGGAUAAAUGGGUUGAGGAUUGGGAAUUUAGUAUGUUUACAUACGUCAGGUAGGCGGGUUUGUCCUGCCCUGGGGUUAGCUUGGGCUAAUUGUGUUAAUUCAAGGUUAUUCUUAUCGAGGAAUGAAGAGGUUAUUCGUGAAGAGAAUGAAAAAUCAAAUGGGCAAAGCUGUGAUUUUGUUAAGAAAAAAAUGAGAAAGCUUUAUGUUGUUUUCGCACCCCAUUUGCCCGAAUCAUCUUGUGAGUUUGAGAUCACUAGAGAAGGGCUUUUUGGAGUUGAAAGAUAGCUGACUGGUUGGAUUUUGUACAUUAAGAAAUCAUCUGGAAGUAGCUAUGUUAGGACUUGGAAUGUUUUGAGUUAUACCCUUUUUUUUAAUUUAUGAUUUGACUUUAGAAGAGAUAAUCACUUUGCUUUUCUUUGUUCUCAGCUCAAUUUAUCCUUUUUGUUGUUCAUCAUAAGUGACUCUAGACUCUACAAUGAUUUCCCAAAGAUCUUUGUGUUUUCUCUUCAAGUAUAAGUUUGUAAAUUAUGGAUAUUAUAUAUGCUUUUAUGUAACUAAGUCUUAUAUAUUUGAGCUAGGAGGAGUAUAUUUCAUAUAAGGUUUCAUCA